GAGAGAGAGAGAAAGAAAGAAAGAAGGGGAGGGGAGGGAGAGAGAGUGUGAGAGAGAAAGAGAUUUCUCUUUGUCAAAACGAGGUAUGCUCUUUAAAUUUCUCCUAUUCACCACAAGGAGCCAGGUCAAAGUUCAUCCAUGAAGUCUUCGAAGACAUCGUCCAGGAGAGGGUCAGCUGAGCAAGUGGACAAUGACCAGGAGACAGGUCUACAUUCAUCCAAGAAAUCUUCACGGACCGCGUCCAGGAGAGGGUCAGUGGAAUUGGAUGGCUCUGGCGAGUUACCAGACGACAGACUGUCCAAAAAAUCGUCCAAGUCCUCCAAGUCUUCCCGGAAAAUGGCGGAACCGGAUCCUCCUUCAGAUGACGAUGACGAGAAUGCAGGAGAGAGCUUGUCCCAGAGGUCAAAGGCCAGACCUAUGUCCACACGACAGAUGGACGAGACGGAGGAAGAUGAGGAGGUGGAAGAUGGAGAGAGUCUUUCCCGGAAGUCAAAGGCGAUGAAGAAGUCCAGACGAGAGAUGGCUGAGGACUCGGUGAGUUGUGUUGUUAGAUGUGGGAUACAUAGACAUUGGAACGUAAGAUGUUGCUAUGGACUUCUUCUUCUUCUUCUAUCCCGUCGUUGGGGCAACCGUUUGGGCACCACUGCAUCUUAA
Molecule: messenger RNA, 654 nt
Organism: Aplysia californica (California sea hare)
Lineage: Eukaryota; Metazoa; Mollusca; Gastropoda; Aplysiida; Aplysiidae
Exons: 5
Coding region: 139-654 (171 amino acids)
Source: RefSeq, a predicted model, not a curated record